Equus quagga is the source of this 3504-nucleotide messenger RNA. It is a transcript of the gene ARHGEF1, whose product is annotated as Rho guanine nucleotide exchange factor 1. Gene Ontology annotation, cellular component: cytoplasm. The transcript is spliced from 30 exons. Bases 378 to 3485 code for a protein of 1035 amino acids. Gene Ontology annotation, biological process: G protein-coupled receptor signaling pathway. The record is from RefSeq and is a predicted model, not a curated record. Gene Ontology annotation, molecular function: G protein-coupled receptor binding; GTPase activator activity; guanyl-nucleotide exchange factor activity. Lineage: Eukaryota; Metazoa; Chordata; Mammalia; Perissodactyla; Equidae.
CGCCCCCAGCCCCGGCAGGGAGGCGAUGGCGGACGCCAGGCAGAUGUGAGAAGCAUCGAGCCGCGCCCUGCGGACCGACAGACAGACAGGCCGGCAGAGGUCGGGCGGGGCCGGUACCCGCGGGUCCCGGGCGGAGCGCGGAGAGGGGGGCGGGCGGGCGGCGAGAAGGGGAAGGAAGCGGAGGUGCCGGCGGGGCGCGGGGCGCGGGCAGGAAGCGGGGAGGGGCGCGGGGCGGGGGCCUCCGGAAAAACGCCCCAACUUCCUGCCCCGCCAGAGCCAGGAAGCGGGAGCCGGGAGCCAGGGCCCGGGAUCGCCGAGCCCGACCUCGGGCGCCCCGCCGGUCACCUCCCCGCGCGGACACCAGCCCUGCAGAGCCCAUGGAGGCCGAGGACGUCGCCCGAGGGGCGGCCCCAGGGCCCCCCCGGCCUGGCCCAGUGCCCGUCACCAUCAUCGGGGCUGAGGACGAGGAUUUUGAGAAUGAGCUGGAGACGAACACAGAGGAACAAAACAGCCAGUUCCAGAGCCUGGAGCAGGUGAAGCGGCGCCCAGUCCACCUCAUGGCCCUCCUGCAGCACGUGGCCCUGCAGUUCGACCCGGGACCCCUGCUCUGCUGCCUGCACGCGGACAUGCUGGGCUCGCUGGGCCCCAAGGAGGCCAAGAAGGCCUUCAUCGACUUCUACCACAGCUUCCUGGACAAGACCGCGGUUCUGCGGGUGGUCGUCCCUCCCACCGUCUCCUUUGAACUUGACCGCACAAGGCCUGACCUCUUGUCUGAGGACGUCCAGCGGCAGUUCGUGCAGGAGGUGGUGCAGAGCCAGCAGGAGGCCGUCAGCCGUCAGCUGGAGGACUUCCGCUCCAAGCGGCUCAUGGGCAUGACGCCCUCCGAGCAGGAGCUGUCCCAGCUGGAGGCCUGGGUUGGGCGGGACCGUGCCAGCUUCGAGGCCCGGGAGCGGCAUGUGGCGGAGCAGCUGCUGAACCACCUGGAGGAGAUGCAACACACCAUCUCUACGGAUGAGGAAAAGAGUGCCGCUGUGGUCAGCGCCAUCAGCCUAUACAUGCGCCACCUUGGAGUGCGGACCAAGAGCGGGGACAAGAAGUCAGGGAGGAAUUUCUUCCGAAAAAAGGUGAUGGGGAACAAGCGGUCAGACGAGCCUACCAAGACCAAGAAAGGACUGAGCAGCUUCCUAGAUGCCGCCCGCUGGAACCGAGUUGAGCCCCAGGUCCCAGACAUGCGACACCUCAAAAACGAGACUAACGUUGAGAAGCUAGGCCUUACAGAGCGGAAGGGAGGCCUGGGGGCGCCCUCCCGGGACCGGAAUGUCGGGGCUCCUGGGCAAGAUACCCCUGGAGUUUCUCUGCACCCUCUGUCCGGGGAUAGCCCCAACCGGGAAUCAGGUGUUGAUGGCCCACUGGAGCUGGGGGACCCGCCCUCGCAGGGCCCCGCCAGCCUGGAGCUCCCAGCGCCCCCAGAGAGCACUGAGGAGGGUGCUGAUACAGAGAGAAAGUGGAAGAGGCUACCGGGGCGUCUGGGGCGCUCGGAGAGCCUGCGGGUGAGUGACCGCCGCCGGCCUUCCCGGGGCAGCCUCGGGGCUAAGGGCCGGGGUGGGGGCCGCUCCCGGAGUGACGUGGACAUGGACCCCAGCUCUGCCACGGCCGUGCUUGGCCCUGCCCGACGAGCCACCCCUGAGCCGGGAGAUGAGGGGGAGCCAGGGCGGUCAGGACUGGAGCUGGAACCAGAAGAGCCCCCGGGCUGGCGGGAGCUCAUCCUUCCAGACACCCUGCACAGCCUGCCCAAGAGCCAGGUGAAGCGGCAGGAGGUCAUCAGCGAGCUGCUGGUGACAGAGGCAGCCCAUGUGCGCAUGCUCCGGGUGCUGCAUGACCUCUUCUACCAGCCCAUGGUGGACGGGGGCUUCUUCCCCGUGGAGGAGCUACAGAACAUCUUCCCCAGCCUGGACGAGCUCAUCGAGGUGCAUUCCCUGUUCCUCGAUUGCCUGAUGAAGCGGAGGCAGGACAGUGGCCCCGUCAUUGAGGAGAUCGGAGACGUACUGCUGGCCCGGUUUGAUGGUGCUGAGGGCUCCUGGUUCCAGAAAAUCUCCUCCCGCUUCUGCAGCCGCCAGUCGUUUGCCUUAGAGCAGCUCAAAGCUAAACAGCGCAAGGAGCCUCGGUUCUCUGCCUUCGUGCAGGAGGCCGAGAGCCGCCCACGGUGCCGCCGCCUGCAGCUGAAGGACAUGAUCCCCACGGAGAUGCAGCGUCUGACCAAGUAUCCCCUGCUCCUGCAGAGCAUCGGGCAGAACACAGAAGAGCCCGCGGAACGGGAGAAAGUGGAGCUGGCAGCUGAGUGCUGCCGGGAAAUUCUGCACCAUGUCAACCAAGCUGUGCGCGACAUGGAGGACCUGCUGCGGCUCAAGGAUUAUCAGCGGCGCCUGGACUUGUCCCACCUGCGGCAGAGCAGCGACCCCAUGCUGAGCGAGUUCAAGAACCUGGACAUCACCAAGAAGAGGUUGAUCCAUGAGGGCCCACUGACGUGGCGGGUGACAAAGGACAAGGCCGUGGAGGUCCAUGUGCUGCUGCUGGAUGACCUGCUGCUGCUGCUCCAGCGCCAGGACGAGCGGCUGCUGCUCAAGUCGCACAGCCGGACGCUGACGCCCACACCCGACGGCAAGACCAUGCUGCGGCCGGUGCUGCGGCUCACCUCCGCCAUGACCCGUGAGGUGGCCACUGAUCACAAAGCCUUCUAUGUCAUCUUUACCUGGGACCAGGAGGCUCAGAUAUAUGAGCUGGUGGCGCAGACGGUGUCGGAACGGAAGAACUGGUGUAACCUUAUCACUGAAACCGCCGGAUCCCUCAAGGUCCCUGCCCCUGCUUCCCGUCACAAACCCCGGCCCAGCCCAAUCAGCACCCGUGAACCCCUGCUCAGCAGCUCCGAGAACGGCAACUGUGGCCGUGAGAUGCCCCCGGCUGAUGGCCGAAUGGAGAGACUCCUCAGCGCCCUGCUGCCCUUCAGCAGACUCGGCCCUGAGGGCCAGCUCGCUGCCAAGGCCCUUGGGAAAGGAGGUGGAGGAGGAAUUUUGUCGCCUACGAGUCCUCCUGUCUCAGCUCGGGGAGAACACUGUCCCCCAGCCUGGCUGUACCUGAGGCUCCCUGCCUCAGGCAGGCCUUUUGCAAGAAGGAGAGGACGGGAGGGCCACCCCCUACCGCACAGCUGCCGCAGCAUCUCCAACCCCAAGGGCCUGAGGAGAGGGAGCCGGGCGUCCGGGGCCACGCCUGGGGGGCCCCCACUGGGAUCAGCGCCCCCCAACCUCGCGUUGGCCUCAGCCUUCUCUCCCUCCUGCCUUCUACUUGGGGGACUCAGGGCUUCAUUCCAAGGGGGCACCACGGUGACCCCCAUUUCCCGGGCCAUCUCAGUAUUGCCUGGGGGGGCCACCCCCCACCCCCAAGUGCCUUUGCUCUGUUUUUAUACCCUGAAUUGGAGGUUUAUUUUUUAAUAUAUAUUAUCUAAGAAGA